AUGACUGAUCUUCACUCUUUGCCCGCCGGCACUUGGCCGUCCACUGCCAUUCGCAACAAUGGGCCAGAUAACCUGGUGCUUGAAAGAGCCAAGCUGAGAGAGCUUGCUGAAGGUUGGCCUUGUUAUCGUGAUUCCUGCGAAUGGGAAAACUUUGAAUCGAUUUUCCACCCCAACGCAUUCGUAUAUACGACAUGGUCAGGCCGGGUUUCCUCGAACGAUUUCAUGGCGGCCUCCAAGGCGGGCAUGGACAAGGGCGCCUUCAUCAUGCACCGCUGCCACGGCGUCACCACCGACAUCACCCCCGACGCCACCCGUGCCGUGACCAAGAUGAAGGCCACCAUUACCCAACGUUUUGUGAUUGACGGCUGCGAGGUUGACGCCGAGGCCGACUGCCGCUUUUGCUUCUUUUUUGAAAAAGUAGACGGCAAAUGGGGCGCGCGCUUUGUCAGGCAUUGGUAUGAAAAGGAUAAGCUCAUUGCUACAAAUCCCGCCAAGGCGCCACAGCUGGACGAGUCCAAGCUGGCUACGUAUCCGGAAGGAUACAAAUAUUUGGCAUAUUGCCAGGAGCUUACCAUGGGGGUCUCUGUAUUCAAGGAUAUGCCGGGCCACAAUCGACACAAGGGCACUCCUUCUGGCGAAAAACACGACUUGUUAUACCGAUUGGCAAAGGACUGGUUAGAUGGAAAAUCGAUUGAUGUUUGA
Messenger RNA from Pestalotiopsis fici W106-1, 702 nucleotides. RefSeq lists its product as uncharacterized. The record is from RefSeq and is a predicted model, not a curated record. The coding region runs from base 1 to 702 and encodes 233 amino acids. The transcript has 2 exons. Lineage: Eukaryota; Fungi; Ascomycota; Sordariomycetes; Amphisphaeriales; Sporocadaceae.